Molecule: messenger RNA, 1443 nt
Organism: Ogataea haglerorum
Lineage: Eukaryota; Fungi; Ascomycota; Pichiomycetes; Pichiales; Pichiaceae
Exons: 1
Coding region: 1-1443 (480 amino acids)
Biological process (GO): biotin import across plasma membrane
Cellular component (GO): membrane
Molecular function (GO): dethiobiotin transmembrane transporter activity; biotin transmembrane transporter activity; solute:proton symporter activity
Source: RefSeq, a predicted model, not a curated record
AUGGACGUCGAAUCGAGCACCAAAACCGAGGCUUCGCAGCAAGUCGAGGACCUCACCCCUGUCGAUGACAAGAGGCUGGACCGGGUCUACCGGCAUCUGGACUUCCGGAUCAUCCCUGCCCUGUGGUGUCUCUACUUCCUCACCUCUUUUGGAGGAUCUGCAUACGGAAACACCCUGACUAUGAAUUUUGAGGCUGGGCACUCGCUCAAGCAAACUCUCCAUUUGUCGGCUCACGACACGUCUGUUGCCUCUGCGCUGGAAUACGUGGGUUUUAUCCUGUUUGAUCUCCCAAUGAACCUGGCCAUGACCAAAAUGUCUCCUCAAGUCUGGCUCAGCAGAAUGGUCGUUAGUGUUGGUUUGCUCUACACGUGUUACGCCGCUUUGAAGAACGCAGAGGGCCUGAUUGCUAUCCGUUUCUUCUCCGGUGUGGCAGGAGCAGGCGUGUGGCCUGGUAUGACAUACUACAUUUCUCUGUGGUACCCAGAACACCGCACAGCGCGCAGAAUUGGCUACUAUUUCACUGCUGCCCAGCUGAGCGCUUCUGCCGCUGGUCUGGUUGCCGCCGGGUUCCAGAAGAUGGAUAUGACGAGAAACAUGGAGGGCUGGAAGUGGCUUUUCAUCGUCUACGGGUCCAUUACCAUUUUUGUUGGCUUCACCUUAAUCUGGUGGCUUCCUGAUAGACCGGCGCACCUGGCCGGCCGCAGGAAGUCUUUUCUGCCGGAGAAGGUGGCUGUCUUCUUCCGCUCGCCUCAGCCUCUGACCGGCGAAAACUGCCGUCUCCACGAACAGGACAUGAAGGCGCGGUACACCAAGCUGACCUGGGGCUGGAAGGACGUGGUCAGGGUCAUCACCGAUCUGCGAACUUGGCCGCUGGUCAUCAUGUACUUUGGGGUUGUUGGUACCGGAUUUGGCCUUGCUGUGUUCGGUACCACCCUCAUCAGUGCCUUGAACCCAAACUUAUCUGGUAUCAAUGUUUCGCUGCUGUAUGCUCCAAUCUGGCUUUUCGAUCUUGGAGGCAUUUUGCUGGUGACACCGUUCGCGGACAAGUUCAAGAGCUCUAGGCCGAUUCUCUUCAGCGCAAGCACCCUGAUCAUCAUCGUGGGGAUGAUUGUCACAACCUAUGCCCACGGGUUCUGGCACAGAUAUGCCGGCAUGCUCAUUGCCGGCUUUGGUCUUGGACCAACUGUGCCGAUCACCAUGACCAUGUCGUCCGAGAUCAUGCUGCCUGUUUACGGAGACGUCGGCACGGCGGUGGCGGCUGCGCUGGUGUCUGGUCUUGGAAACCUCGGCUCUGUCACUGCCACCUACGCAUUGUACUCGGGCUGGCCAGCCGACGCAGCGAGACUGUACGAGUACUCCAACAUGAUGCUGGUCCUGAUGUUGGGCGUCAGUAUUGUGAGUUGCGCUGUUCUACAGUUCAUGAGAUGGAAGUGGUACCAGUGA